AUGUUGUUGGCGCUGGUCGUUGUUGCUGCGUUAGUUAAUAUAAUCGCUAAAACUAAUAACUUUAAUAUAAAAACAUCAAAAUACAGAGACUUCGACGUGAGGGUGAGGAGACACGCCGAUAUUGAUAGUGUUCUGUUCAGAAGAAUAGUCGACGGCUUGGGACAAGGAGAUAUCAAGGUUUCCGAACGAACUAAAGCUAUCGGAGAUCAUGAAAUUGUUGAUAGAAUAAAUUUUCUUAAGAAAUCAAAACCGGAGCAGAGUUUGGAAGGAAAGGAAAGGAGAGCUUCAAAUGAAAUUGAAAAAUAUUUGAUAAAGAACGAAGAGGGAGACGGAUUUCAUUCAAAAAAUGUCAUCGACCCGAAGACGGAGAGAGUAAAGCGACACGCAUCACUCGGGAGCGGCAUCGGCAGCUUCUUCAGCAACAUCUACAACAAAAUGUACGACUUGACGCACUCGCACACGAAAAACCAAACUCACUCACCGUACACCGACUUUAAUAUAUAUAACAACGCAUCAUACAAUUUAAAUAACCAUCCGCUUUAUAACUACAGCGCAAAUAAUAACUUUCCGGCUAAACCCUAUUCCUAUCAUUACACUAACUCGUACAGUAACACAAACGCUAACAACAAUAACUUGGCCAAUUACAAUGGCCCAUACGAUCCUUACCCCGGAUAUAACACAAAUAACUAUAAUAAUUAUUACAAUCAAAACGCUCAUCCGAACAAUAACUUAAAUAACCCCGGUUACACAAAUAACUAUUCCAACUAUUAUUCAAACCCGUACAGUAAUCCAAACGGUUAUAAUCCAUACAAUAGUUAUCCCAAUAAUAACUUAUCCAACAGCAACCUAGCAUACAAUCCUUACCCCGGAUAUAAUCCAAAUAAUAACCUAAAUAACCCAGACUACAAAAAUAACUAUUCCGAUUACGCCAACACAUAUAACCAAAAUAACUCAAAUAAUGAUUUAAUUCAUAAAAUGACCAGCUCGAAUAAUGACAACGAAGACAUUUCAAGUACGACGGAGAUUAUAAUCAACCAAGGCAUGAUCCUGGGCGGGAUCGGGUGUCCCAGGAACCACAGGCGAGUGGCGUUUGUAUGUGUCCCCACACACGGCUAG
Messenger RNA from Danaus plexippus (monarch butterfly), 1116 nucleotides. Its product is annotated as probable serine/threonine-protein kinase clkA. Bases 1 to 1116 code for a protein of 371 amino acids. The record is from RefSeq and is a predicted model, not a curated record. The transcript has a single exon. Lineage: Eukaryota; Metazoa; Arthropoda; Insecta; Lepidoptera; Nymphalidae.